CAGAUGUUACUCCACGUGUACGGCUAGAUCUCCAUCUCUCCAACGAAUCGCUAGCUGUACGUCAAUAAUACCUUCGAGAUUAGGUUUUCCACUAUCACACAUAUCUCUCUCAUCGCCGCUCGAUAACACAAAAAUCUCAUUUUCUCUCGAUCUCUCUUUAAAAAUCAGGUCUUUUUCGCAACCGAGUAUGGAGAUGGAACGCGCGAUCGAGUUUCCACACACGAACAUGGAUCGACGGCCCCGGAAACGACAGCGUUUGGGCUGGGAUGUUGUUCCUCAGGCUCCUAAGGCUCAGGUAGGAUUGUUUUAUGGACAAGAUGUUGGGAAUCUGAAUGGCUUUACUUCAAAGGCACCCACAGACAAUACUAGUUCUUUAUUUGUUAAGGGAGUGGCACGAAAUGGUUCUCCCCCAUGGCGACCAGACGACAAAGAUGGACAUUUUAUGUUUGCGGUUGGAGAUAAUCUAACAUCUCGCUAUAAAAUUAUGAGCAAGAUGGGUGAAGGCACAUUUGGCCAGGUCUUAGAGUGUUGGGAUAAAGAGAGAAGGGAAAUGGUUGCAAUCAAGAUUGUUCGUGGUAUCAAGAAAUAUCGCGAGGCAGCAAUGAUUGAAGUUGAUGUACUGCAACAGCUUGGUAAAAAUGAUAAAGGGGGGAAUCGCUGUGUGCAAAUAAGGAACUGGUUUGACUAUCGUAACCAUAUCUGUAUUGUUUUUGAGAAGCUAGGACCAAGCUUAUACGAUUUUCUACGGAAAAACAAUUAUCGCUCCUUUCCCAUUGAUCUUGUCCGUGAGAUUGGCAGACAACUCUUGGACUGUGUAGCAUUCAUGCAUGAUUUGCGUCUCAUUCACACUGAUUUGAAGCCAGAGAACAUAUUACUUGUGUCUCCGGAGUAUGUAAAAAUUCCUGAUUACAAGGGUUCAUCACGAUCACCUAUAGACAGUUCGUAUUGUAAGAGGAUUCCCAAGUCCAGUGCUAUUAAAGUAAUUGAUUUUGGCAGUACUACAUAUGAUCGUCAAAAUCAGACUUACAUUGUAUCGACCCGGCACUAUCGUGCACCAGAAGUUAUAUUAGGACUCGGAUGGAGUUUCCCUUGUGAUAUAUGGAGCGUAGGUUGCAUUCUUGUCGAACUUUGCUCGGGUGAAGCGUUGUUUCAAACACAUGAAAACCUAGAGCACCUUGCUAUGAUGGAGAGGGUCCUUGGCCCAAUGCCUCAACACAUGUUAAAAAGAGUAGACCGUCACGGGGAGAAGUAUGUAAGAAAGUCGAGGUUGGACUGGCCAGAUGGUGCAGCCUCUAGAGAUAGCAUCAAAGCUGUUCUGAAGCUGCCUCGGCUCCAGAACCUAAUCAUGCAGCAUGUUGAUCAUUCUGGGGGUGAUUUUAUACAUCUCCUUCAGGGCUUGCUCAGAUACGAUCCUUCUGAAAGAUUGACAGCACGGGAAGCCUUGAGACACCCAUUUUUUACCGGUGAUAAUCUCAGGAGAUGAGCAAGAGAAAUAAAAAGAAACUCAAUGAACCAAACACCUGUGUAUCUCUUCUCACCAAUGCAGUCUUUAGUUUAGCCUGGAUGUAUUGUUUUCCAUGAGUUUGCUAGUGUAUAUAAAGAGGUUGAUCAGUUGAUGCAGCUCAUUUUGUUGUUUGGCGUGUUGUCUUUUCACAAAACAUAAAUUGUUUAAUCCGAGGCAAAAAAAAUUAUACUCUGGAUUAUCAGCAAGUUGAUAAUUCCUAACAUCUAGAGCUGCAGACCUCUGUUUCAGUGUGGUGAUAUAUGAAUCUGGUACCUCAAUUAAA
Messenger RNA from Daucus carota subsp. sativus, 1787 nucleotides. RefSeq names its product serine/threonine-protein kinase AFC2. Lineage: Eukaryota; Viridiplantae; Streptophyta; Magnoliopsida; Apiales; Apiaceae. Gene Ontology annotation, molecular function: ATP binding; protein serine/threonine kinase activity. Bases 188 to 1483 code for a protein of 431 amino acids. Gene Ontology annotation, cellular component: nucleus. The transcript has 12 exons. Gene Ontology annotation, biological process: protein phosphorylation. The record is from RefSeq and is a predicted model, not a curated record.